UGAGUGGCGUUGCCAAACAUGCAGCCAAGUCCCAACGGUGCUGUGAAAUAUGGUAUUGGCCAACACUAAAAAAGCUGAGGGCGGUCGCUGACGCACACACGCUACAUUCUGUUAAGAACGUGUACUGUUUAGAUUGUAGAAAAAUGCGCGUCGAAGCUUUGGAAACGUUCUGGACCGAUAAAUCAACAUACGACAAUGCCGAACGGCUGUUCUACGAAGUCAAUACGAGGAGGUCAAUAAACCUUGCAGUAAAAGUCAAGCCCAAGAAACACAAGGCAAUGGCUGAAGCUCAACAGAAUCAACAACCCUCACCAAUACCCAAGCAGUCGCAGCAACAAACCGAUUUUUUAUAUCUUAACCCACUAACUCUAGAAGCAAGUUUUUUUUUGGAAACAUUGGAUCAAGUUAGUUCCCAUUCGAAUAUUCAACUGGAUCCGCAUUUGGCAAAAUUGCUUGAAAAGAUUGUAGUUGGCAUUGAAAUCUAUCUGGAGAAAAAACCGACGUAUGUAACGAACACAGAACACGUCCAAUGCGUGCCACCGAAGGAGUUUUUAAAAGUCAAACGGCAAUUUACAUGCGCACCGUGUAACAGAAUUUUAGGAAACACAAUAAACAAGGCCGUGGUUCAUCUGGCAGAGCAGCAUCCUAAUCCUAAUGGCAACGCGCCUAAAGAAGAAAAGAAGUGUGUUAAAGUUGAUGCGCGUUCAAAGCAGCUAGCUCUCAUGGUCUUGCCUAAAAAAGCUAAAGCUCUAAUUUUCAAUGAUAUGGCGAAUAUUUUUCAACAAAACCAUCCAGUUGCUGAUAAGCUUAAAGUAAUGCCCGAAUAUGAAACCAUUGAGGGGGAUCUUACUAAAUUAAUAGCACCCUCGUUUCCGAAACAAACUGUCCGUGUUUAUAAAUUUGGUUCGCGUCUAACAGGAAUUGGAACACGCUCUUCGGAUCUAGACAUAUUUGUGGACAUUGGCAAUACCUUUCACAAAUUUGAGCAUCGAGCUUCAAAAGAAACGCUGGCGAAACUGGUGGUUGUUCGGAAGGCUUUAAUCGGCAGCAAAGAUUGGCGCAUUAUCAAUGUAAUUGAGAAUGCACGAGUGCCCAUUAUAAAGACUUGUCACCUUACCUCAGGCAUCGAAUGUGAUAUAGGGUUCUCAAAUAGCUUAGGAUUUUGCAACACAAAUUUGAUCAAGUAUUUAUUUGAGACGCAGCCAGUGGCUCAAUAUAUGUGCAUCUAUAUUAAGAAGUGGCUGGAACGCACCAAGAUGACUGAUCAAAUAUCAACGUAUAGUAUGACACUUAUGGUUAUCUAUUUUUUGCAACUAAAGCGUCUUCUGCCAUCAAUUGAGCUCUUGCAAGCUGAUAUUAUAUCAAAGCAAUUGGUUGGACCUUGGAUUGCCAAUUUCGUACAGAAAUCACUCAAAGAUCUGGGCAUUGAGUAUGUUGAAGUAAGCAUACAAGUGGUGAAGGAAUACAUUAAGUCAUUCUUUGAGUACUUCGCCGCCUUCAAUUAUGAGAAAAACAUUGUAUGUCCAUAUUUUGGAUUAGGUUGCAUGGAUAUUAAGCAAAUGGAGAAAGCAUUGCCUAAACGGUACACAGAAUAUGCGGCCUCUAAUCCGGACUGUGCGCUGCAAUUGCGCAAACCAAUGGUUGUGCAGGAUCCCAUACAACUGAAUCAUAAUGUAACUAAGGCGGUCACUAAAACUCUCCUGCAACAAUUUGCAGAGUAUAGUCGACAAACAGCAGCACUGAUUGGAGAUCACACCAAUUGGCGUCAGCGUUGAUGAUCAAUUCUGGGAGGAACAACUCCAUGCGAAUUGUAGCUUGUGAACAAUAAAAACUACGUGCAUGAAUGAAAAGUAACA
Molecule: messenger RNA, 1856 nt
Organism: Scaptodrosophila lebanonensis
Lineage: Eukaryota; Metazoa; Arthropoda; Insecta; Diptera; Drosophilidae
Gene: Tailor
Product: terminal uridylyltransferase Tailor
Exons: 8
Coding region: 144-1775 (543 amino acids)
Biological process (GO): mitochondrial mRNA polyadenylation; mRNA 3'-end processing
Molecular function (GO): poly(A) RNA polymerase activity
Source: RefSeq, a predicted model, not a curated record